UCAAUUCCACCCGCGAGACUUCAAACGUUUUGGGGGCCUGAAAGCGACUCCCGAGGUGAUCUAACGCGCAACCAUGGAAGCCACACGGACUUUGGUUCGAUCCAUGUGGGGAGUUGAAUUGGACGACGAUGCUGAAAGAAAAUACAGCACAUACCUUCGAUUCUGUCUAGUUCAAGGUCUGGAGCCUAUCGAAGAAACCAUGUUUAUCAUCAAACUUCUGAAGAAUAAUGCCGAAGCUCCGAAACGCUUGAUCAAAGAGGCCUUGGAUCAUGUUCGAAAAGAACUCACAAGAGAAAGUACAGCGAAUCAUGGGCUCACUACCAAUACUUCGGUGAUCGGAGUACACAUACCUGCCAUGACUCAAACCGUCUAUGACAGAAUCCUCUACUCAACAUUUGAUAGCAACCGCGCUCUCGCCAAAGCCGUCCUCAUCAUGCUGGCGACAGACCUGGCCAUGGAUUCCAACGAGGUCUCCGGGCACUCUCUGACGAUCUGGAACGAUUCAGAAUCUUUAAAACACAUCAUAGAGUCCACUCUGCCGAGACUUCGAGCCUCCACACAACCAUCAUAUCGGGACCAACCACCCGCGUCGUCUCAGUUCCACCCAAGCAAACUACGUGUGAAGUAUCUUGUCGACUAUGCCGAUGUGGAAAUAGUCUGGACGAGACAUCUCCCGGAUCAUCUAGAAUUGGAGGGGAAGAAACUUAGGAUCUUUGAGCUAGCGUCAUAUCUUGAGCUUUCAAGAGCUGCGAUGAACGAUGCAGGCGGGGCCGACCUAGCAGAUUGCUUGAAACGGGGCUGCUUCACAUCUCAAUUCCUCACAGAGACUCUAAUGACAUACCCGCUGCUCUUCCCGCCGAAGGACAGGCAGUGGCUGAAAUCGCAUAUCAAACCACAUCGGAAGUGGACAGGAUGGGGCUGGCCCACCAUGACGACCGCGCUGGACACAAGGCUUGCUGCACCUUUCGACAACACGCUUACUACUGACAGGUAUACCCGACUCCUUGAAAAUAGCUACGAGCUCUACGAGAGGUAUCCGCACUGGGGCCCACGACUACAUGCUCUCUAUGACGAGGCACAAGAACCCACCCCCAGCACAGCUCUCGGGAGGUGGGCUGAGAGAAGGCGGGCAGCAAGGCACACAUAUUGGGUCACUGCGGCAGCAUUCACCCUCGCCAUAGUUUUCGGAGUUACAUCGACUGUAGUAGGCGUUUUACAAUUAUGGGUCUCAUAUUGUCAAUGGCAGAUACCAAAAGGUGGCUAUGGAUGUCGGCAUUCAUUUACAUAGAUAGC
This is a messenger RNA of Diaporthe batatas, 1293 nucleotides long. RefSeq lists its product as uncharacterized. The transcript is spliced from 2 exons. The record is from RefSeq and is a predicted model, not a curated record. The coding region runs from base 74 to 1288 and encodes 404 amino acids. Lineage: Eukaryota; Fungi; Ascomycota; Sordariomycetes; Diaporthales; Diaporthaceae.